This is a messenger RNA of Stylonychia lemnae, 1422 nucleotides long. Lineage: Eukaryota; Ciliophora; Spirotrichea; Sporadotrichida; Oxytrichidae. The record is from the annotation of a GenBank genome assembly.
AUGAGUUCUGCCUUGGAUCAACUAAAAAAACUGUUUUGCUCUGCUGGUGCAUAUUAAUAUGGGUUGAAGUUGUUUUCUUGUCCUUAGCAGAGUAAUUGUGGUACAUUUGAUACUCUAACUCCAAGUUCAUAUUCUACAUAAUUCAGUAUCAAAUUAGACCAGUAAGCAACACCAAAACUAACUAAGGACUCUGUCUGCUACUAUAAAGUUUAAUUCCCAAAUACAGCAACUAAAGGUGAUGUGAUCUAUGUAAAUUUAGCAAUUGUUCAAAAUGUUAAAGUUUAUUUCUAUCUUGGUGAAUCAAUAACUUCAUCUUACGUAGUGAAUUGUAGCCCUACUGCUGGUGACACACUUAUAGCUGAAUACCCAAAUCAAAUAUUCAUGACAUUCGUUUCAACUUCCAAUGAUAACAGUCCAUAUUAUUAAGCUACUGUGUAACUAGCUAAGUAUAAAUAGUAUGAUUAUUAGAAUGACAUUAGAUGCACUGGUGUUUCAAAUGUAAAGCCUAGCUCAGGAGUAGACAGUGGUAGUAGUGAUGGUUCAAGUAAUACCAGUAAUUAAACCUCAAAUAUAAAUUACAAGGGUACAGUAAUGCUAACAUUAGCUUCUUCAUCUCAGAGGUAAGGCUAUGAAGAUGCAGCCUAUAGCAGAUCUGAUUUAUCAAUUAUUCCUCAGGUUUAAGAUUAAAGCAUGAACUAACCAAAUGGCAGAAGGUCAAAUCGAUCAAUAGAUGGUAGCUCGAAUACUCAAGCAAAUAUAACUUAAAACACGAAUUAAAACAAUAUUGCAGGUAUCCAAAGCUAGAUACAUGAUAUUUAGCAUUAAAGAAACAGAUCAACUAUUAAUAGAGUCUUACCUACUGAUUAGUUCUAACAUGUUAGCAACUAAACAAGAGCAAAUCUAAAUGACUCCAACGAUGAAUUGUUCAAUGAAAAUGUUCCAACAUUGCAAGCUAAUGAUAAUGGCAGGGAUAUAGUGGAGGAAGAACUAGACCUGAUGGAGCAUGUCACUAAUGCUAACACCUAGUCAAAUAAUUUAAGACCUCUCUAUGUAAUGGGAGUUAGUAGUAAUGUAGGAUUUGCUAAUAGAGAUCUUUAGUAAAGUAGCAUACCAAUAUAAAUAAAUAGUUAAAGAGCUGAAAGAAAUAACUCAUAAGCCCAGUUCAUCAAUAAUAAUGAUCGCUAGCAAUAAAACCACAACCAGACAUAGAGCAUGUAGAACUAAGCAAUGCUUCUGAUUGGUGAUUAAAAUAAUUAGCUUUAAAAUAGGACUAAUGCAAGCGAAAAUACUGAUUAAAGGCAAUAGUAGUAAUUGCAGUAAAUAUAGAGGCGAAAUAAUAGGUAAACUGAAAGAUAGUUAAAUAUAAUGUAACAGACUGGUGCAAAUCUGAUGCAGUAAAAUAAUGGAGUGAGAUAUUAAUGA